GAAAAUAUUAUUAUUAUUAUUCUUCUUCUUCUUCUUCUUCAUAUCAAAAACUCAAUUCAAUUGUAAAUAAUGAAUGACUCAAAUCCGAGGCACAUUGGAGUCAUAGUUGCAGAACGUUGUCAGAGUGGCUGUUUUCGACUCAUUCUCAUGAAGAUUUCCACUUUGAUAAAUUGGCCACCACUCGGUAUCAAAUCUUUCGGGUUCCCCGUGAUAUCAAAAAUAACAUCAACACCAAGAUCCAUAUCAAUCUCAACAUCAACAGACACGAAUAUCAACAACGCACAGCAAAAAACAUAUCAUCUGCAAUUCUUUCUUACCGACUGAUUACACGAAAACCUUACUGACAAUCGACUCAAUUAACCCCAUCAUACACCCAAAAGUCGUAUUUCGUUAUCUAGAUCAACAUCCCAUACCGUCUUUUCAACAUCAUUCUAUACCUAUUCGUGACAACCCUCCGAGACCUCUUAUGCCCAGCUCAUCAACACCUCCUCAAUCUUUAGAUACCAUGACAUCCAAUCUUUCCAACUCAACAGAUAUUACAAACGAACAUGAUUCCGCCUCACAAGCUCUCGAACUUCAUUCUCCAAAGCCGCUGAAAACAAGGAUAUGUCGUUAUUUCAGUAAAUCAGGAAAUUGUCGAGCUGGUGACAGUUGUUCAUUCAUCCAUGACCCGACAAAGCUUCCUAGUCGUGCCACGGCAAACAAAACAGUGCCCGAGGUUUCCCAGGCUUCGAUAUCGGAAGCUACACAAGGACAAAAUGUGAUUCAAAAUCAUUCAUCACAAGCUAUCACAAAUCCUGUUCCAGCAUCACGGGUGGUAUCAAAGCCGGUUCCACAAGCACAAACUGAAAAUCCUCGAGAAUUUCAGCUAGGACAAAUUCGAAGACGAUUCUCUCCCAAGGAGAUUCGGCCAUCUGGAAAUGCCGAGGGUACUACUAUUCUAAAGUUCAAUCUCACACCAUCGGAUCCAGAUUUCCCUUUUGAGAUGACGGCUUUGGAAUGUUCUCUCACAGUACCUCCUCGAUAUCCUAUUGCCUCGCCUAGUUUGAGGGUAGAGAAUAAGGAUAUCCCUAGAGGAUUUGCUAUCAAUGUCGAGAAUGGCUUCGAUCAAUUGGUUAAUGAAAAAGAGAAUGCUACUUUAUUGGAUUUGAUGAAAUCCUUGGAUAAGCAUUUAGAAGAGUUUUUAUCUGCGCAGAAAGCCGAGACAGUUAAAAUUGUCAUGAAUAAAGACACGCGACAUCUUUCCAUUCCGAGCAGAGAAGUACAGCCUGUGGUUCCACCACCUCAGCCUGAAUCUGCAAUUAAGGAAUCAGAACAACCCAAGGUUACUCCUGUUAAACCAACUGUAAGUUUCACGGAAUCUGAGAAAGCUGAGGCAUCGAAAAAGAGAGAGGUAGAAACCAGACAAUUCGAAGCGAGAAUGGGUAGAUUACCCCUUUACAAGAAGUCUAGUGAUGGGAUUGCAUAUACCAUCCCAAUUGAACCCCGGAAACGAGGAGAUUUGCCACUGUCGAUCAAAGCUGUUAAAUCCAUUCAGCUCUUUGUGCCCACUAUCUAUCCACUCGAGCCUUGUCGAAUAAAAUUGGAAGGAGUAGAUGCUCCGGAAGCAAAAUCUGUAGAGAAAGGCUUUGGGCAGAAAGCUGAAGAGGCAAAAGCUUUGAACUUAAUGGGCCAUAUUAAUUACCUUGCACAAAAUAUGCACGUUCUUGCGAAGACUGCUUUGAAUACAGAGCCAAAGCCUACUUCUGUUGUACGAACACCGUCGCCUGUCGUUGAAGAACAAAAGGAUGUCAAGGGAAAAAGUGUUUCCACCGAUGAAACUGAAGAGAAAAGUCACAUUCAAUAUAUUGCUCGCCCACCCGAAUGGACGAUUGUCAAUGCUGAGGAUGCCGAAUACUCUGACUCUGAAUCGAUGUAUUCGUAUGAUAGCGGUGACGAAUCGGAGACUGAUGAAGGAGGAGUUGGAGUUGAACACGAACCUGAAAACCCAACACCAAAUCCUGAACGUGGUACAGCUAUAUCAUUUCCCUUCAUUGAACUUUAUGGCAUUGAGUUAUUGGAGGUUACUACCUUAAAUAUCACCGUCAAAUGUUCUCGUUGUAGGGAGAUUACAGAGAUUAAAGGUCUUAAAACUGGAGUUCAAAAGACCGAGACAUGUAGGAAAUGUGCAACUGCACUUGUAAUUUGCUACCGUCGAGAUUUCGUUCACGCAAGCAACGUCCGAGCUGGAUUUUUGGAUUUGGAAGGAUGUGUAGUUAGUGAUAUGUUACCUAGUACAUUCACACCAACAUGCUCUACAUGUUCCACUAUCUAUCCAUCUCCUGGAAUCAUUUCCAUCCGCGGCGAAACGACAACAAAUGUUUGUCGAGAAUGUCAUUCGAAAUUUACCUUUUCGAUUCCUACUAUCAAGUUUCUUCAGAUUUCUUCUUCUGCAACACCUCAUAAUAUCCUCCCUAGAAAGAAGAAAGAAACACUUGGUAUUGUUCCCGGUACUUCUCUGCCCAAAAACGGCCUUUGUCGCCAUUACGGUAAAAGUUACCGCUGGUUUCGCUUUAGUUGUUGUGAAAAGGUAUAUGCAUGUGAUAAAUGUCAUGAUGAAACAGAAGAACAUGUAAAUGAAUGGGCUAAGAGAAUGAUUUGUGGAUGGUGUAGUAGGGAAGGGAAUUAUAGACCAGAAGAUUGUGCAGGAUGUGGAGAGAGGGUGAUUAGCAGGAGGAGGGGAGGAGCUAGUUUCUGGGAGGGAGGAAAGGGGACAAGAGAUAAAACGAAGAUGAGUAGGAAGGAUAAAAGGAAGUAUAGGAGGGUUGGUGGUGGGACUGUGAAGAAGACUUGAGAUGGUGGAAGAAAUGGUGGGAUUGAGCUCCGAUGGUACUUUAGUACUUGCGAAAUCAUUUUGAUAUUGUUUUCAUUCACUUGGUCGUAUCGAUAUACAUCUUUCAAGGUAAACAAUCUAGACUCAAUAGACCCUCAACCAAAUACAUCUAGACUUCUCACACAAUGACACAAUGACACCAUCUUUUUUUCCCUACACCACAACUUGCAGCCACGAAUCCCAAUAACCCAGUUCAAUCCAGCAAUGAUGCCAGCAUUUUUCCAAUCAAUCAAUAAAUAUAUAAACAUUCAAUUUCUCACCCAAACCCUCCCUUAAAUAAAACACCUCCCUCCCUUCAUUUAUCCAUCCAUCCAUACAAAAUUCCUCCCCAACCCCAACCAUCACAUCUCGGUAUCACAUCUCACAAACUUUCCCCCUUCCCUCUCAUACCCAUACCUAACCCUCCAUCCCGAUUCCGAUCCCGAUCCCGAUCCGAAAUGCACACACGCACACGCCUUCUCUCCCCGAAACCGAGUUCUCGCAAUAUUCUGCUUGCUUUUUUUCUGCGCUGCCA
Botrytis cinerea B05.10 is the source of this 3386-nucleotide messenger RNA. RefSeq lists its product as hypothetical. The transcript has 4 exons. The record is from RefSeq and is a predicted model, not a curated record. Gene Ontology annotation, molecular function: zinc ion binding. Lineage: Eukaryota; Fungi; Ascomycota; Leotiomycetes; Helotiales; Sclerotiniaceae. Bases 467 to 2833 code for a protein of 788 amino acids.